AUGGACACUUUCUGGCAGACUUGUCCUUACACUGCAGCUGCGCUGGUUUGUGGAGUCAAGGCAUCGGCGGCAGACAUGAUUGCUCAAAAGUCAGUACUGACUCCUACACAAGAAGAACCUACAGUAGUAGUAGAAGUAGAAGAAGAGUUUGAUUUGGAUGUCAAGAGAAACGUGGCGUUUUUGCUGUACGGCAGUUUGUACCAAGGAAUGGUACACGAAUUUGUGUUCAAUCACUUGUAUCCUGUCUGGUUUGGGACUGGAAUUGACCUGCAGAUUGUACUGACAAAAGUAUCUUUCAAUCUAUUCAUUCAAACCACACUAGUCACUCUACCAGUGGCAUACAUACUCAAAGCACUGGUCAACCAAGUAGCUACAGAUUCAGAUUCACAACAAGAAUCUACAUCUACACAACCAGCACAAUCACAACCACAACUGCAAGUAAAAACACAAGAACCAAAAGUACUCCAAUCUGCAUUUGACAAGUACUGGCAUGACAUUCAACAUCAAAACUUGCUGGGAAAGUGCUUUGCCAUUUGGGGACCUGUGCAGUGUCUCACGUUCACUGUCAUUCCAGAACACUACCGAGUCACCUUUAUUGCCAUGGUCUCUUUCUUUUGGCUCAUUAUACUCAGUCAAAUCAGCAGCAAUGAUGAGGAUGUACAUGCCCAACAGGUCACUACUACUGUACAAAAGACUGAUUGA
Messenger RNA from Seminavis robusta, 702 nucleotides. The record is from the annotation of a GenBank genome assembly. NCBI's taxonomy places the organism in Eukaryota, Bacillariophyta, Bacillariophyceae, Naviculales, Naviculaceae.